Aspergillus fijiensis CBS 313.89 is the source of this 363-nucleotide messenger RNA. Its product is annotated as succinate dehydrogenase assembly factor 3. The annotation marks the transcript as partial. The transcript has 3 exons. Gene Ontology annotation, biological process: mitochondrial respiratory chain complex II assembly; succinate metabolic process. The record is from RefSeq and is a predicted model, not a curated record. NCBI's taxonomy places the organism in Eukaryota, Fungi, Ascomycota, Eurotiomycetes, Eurotiales, Aspergillaceae. Gene Ontology annotation, cellular component: mitochondrion; mitochondrial intermembrane space.
CUCCUGGCGACCCCGGCCUCCAUCGGCUCCAAGUCCAGCCUCACCGAGGCCCUCGCCCUCCUCCCGCCCAUCCCCCUCUACCGCCGCAUCCUCCGCGUGCACCGCAAGAAGCUCGACCCCCAGAUGCGCCUGCUGGGCGACUCGUACGUCCAGAGCGAGUUCCGCGCGCAUCGCAACGUGGAGAACCCGUUGCAUAUCAUCGGCUUCCUCACGGAGUGGCAAUUAUACGCGCAGAAGCUGGAGGGCGAUGCCUGGAUCGGGGAGAAGCUCGAUAAGGGCAAGUUGGAUAAGAUGAUAGACCAGCAGAUUGGCCAGUUGUACGAGUUGAUGCAGGCCAUCAAGAAUGAGGAGGGCGAGGGCGAG